GAACAGCACAAACUACAAAAUAUGAUAGCGUAUAGAUUUACGAAGGAAUCCGAUCGACCAUCGACGCGAAAACGGUUCAGCAACUGACCGGUGAAGACCACCACCUCUUUUAUAAUAUCGUAUAAUAAAUAAUAACGGUGUACAACACGUGUGACGAAAUAUUGAUAAAAAAUAUUCUGGCAAUAAUACAAUACUACGAUACAACGCUGUAAUAAAAAAUCCGGAACGAGGUAUGUGAACGAAUUCGUAAACACAAAAUACCGGUCCGUGUGAAGAACCGAACAAACUAUGUGCUUGACGGGCGGCACAUGGCUGGUCGGUCCGAUCGGUGCGCACGCACGCGACCGCGACCACGUCAAUCUGUAGGAAUAUUAAAUCACCAUUAUUCGUGUGUUUUUAUUAUACUUUUGUUCUAUGUCAACGACGACGACGAUUCAGAACGAUAAUCGCCGAAUAUCAGACGCUCGGUCACCGGGCAAGACGUGUUGGUACCCCUCGGUAUACCUGCUUUCUGUGUCGUAGGUGGUUUAAUAUUAUAUCAUACUGCGGCUACAACACUGACAAAUACCUACCUCGUCUAUAAUAGCAGUGACGACGUACCUGCUACACGACUGCAGCUGCUGAAGUCUCGACCGAAUACCUUUAACCACCAGUUGCGUACUUGCGUCCUGCAUCGACGGUCAUCGUCAAGUCGUGCGCACACACAUACGCAACACACACACACAGCAUUAUCAUAAUUAUUAGGUAAACCGCGAAGUUGAAAUAAUGUUCAGCAAUAAGUGCACGAGUAAGGCCAGGCUGGAUGGAAAAACUGCCAUCGUCACCGGUUCGAACACGGGCAUUGGCAAAGUCACUGCAAAAGAAUUCUACAGACUAGGCGCAAGGGUCAUAUUGGCGUGCAGGGACGUUAAAAAAGCAGAACAAGCCGUGGAGGAAAUCGUGGCUGAAGUACAGGGCGACGGUGUCGGGCAACUGGUCAUAGAGGCAUUAGAUUUGGCAUCUUUUGCUUCUAUUAAACUCUGUGCGAAAAGUAUUUUGCAAAAAGAAAAACAUAUUCACCUGUUAGUGAACAAUGCCGGUGUUAUGACGUGUCCUAAGGGUAAGACACAAGACGGUUUUGAAACCCAGUUCGGCAUCAAUCACUUGGGACACUUUCUGUUCACAAUGCUUCUGUUGCCAAGAAUCCGAAGUUCAACUCCAGCUCGCAUUGUAAACGUGGCAUCUCUGGCACAUGUAUUCGGGUCAAUCAAUUUCAAAGACAUCAAUCACGACGCAAGUUAUUCACCCGCCAUGGCUUACAGUCAAAGUAAGCUGGCCAACGUGUUGUUUUCAAAAGAACUGUCGAGAAAACUCGAAGGGACCGGAGUUCACGUGUACAGCUUACAUCCCGGCAUCGUACGUACCGAAUUGACCAGAACACUUGACAAAGUAUACUUUCCGGGUAUGUGGUUCUUGGGUCGUAUCUUCCUCUAUCCGUGGGUCAAGAAUCCAAAGCAAGGAGCUCAAACAACUUUAUACUGUUCGAUAGACGAGAAAUCCGGAAUGGAAACUGGACUUUAUUAUAGCGAUUGUAAGGUGAAAGAACCGUCCGCGGCAGCCAGAGACCCAGAAUUGGCGAAAAAACUUUGGGAAACGAGCAUAGAAAUGGUCGGCUUAAAGGAUUACGACAUGUUCAACUGCAGCGGAGACGCGCUUCCUGAACCUUUAAAAGACGUCUGAACGAAAAUUUCUUGUCGUUUUUAGCAAUAAUAAUAUAAAUAGUUUCGUUUUAUUUUUUUUUUAUUGAUUUUAUAAACAAUAUAAAUUUAAUUU
Molecule: messenger RNA, 1812 nt
Organism: Acyrthosiphon pisum (pea aphid)
Lineage: Eukaryota; Metazoa; Arthropoda; Insecta; Hemiptera; Aphididae
Product: retinol dehydrogenase 12
Exons: 7
Coding region: 766-1719 (317 amino acids)
Source: RefSeq, a predicted model, not a curated record